GAUGCCGAUCAUGAAAAUAAAUGUUGAUGUAAAACAAGUUAUCAAUUUGUUCGCAGCAGUCGUUAAUGUGAAUUUCUUUCGACUGGUUCUUCGUUGCAGUCACAGUAAAUAUCUUUGUGACACCGUUUCGACUUGAUCACGACUUGUAUUCAGUAUGGAGGAGAAAAAACAAUAUUUUGAAAAUAUAUCUCGAGUACUUGAACGAGGUUUGAAGGUGAACAAUAAAACUGAAGAGGAUUUGAAAGAAAAUAUUAUGAUAGUGAAAAAAUGGGUGGAAACACAACCACACCUACCAGAAAUGCCAGAUGACCACAUGAUUACAAGUUUCCUGAUAAUGAACAAGUUCAGCGUUGAGAACGUUAAGCAAAAAAUUGAUAUGUAUUACACUAUGAGAUCUUUGUAUCCAGAUUAUUUCGAAAACAAGCACCCUCUUUCUCCUUGCAUGCAAGACACCAUGGAUAAAAUGUGCUUUAUACCAAUGCCAAAAGCAACAGAUGAGGAAUAUCGAGUGAUUAUUUUUUGUAUAUUUGAAGAGAAUGCAGAUUUGAAUAUCAUCAAUUUUUAUUCUCUCUUAUACAACGUAAUCGAAGUGAGAAUGAAAGAGGAUUACAAUGUUGGUGAUAUUAUGGUCUACGAUUGCAAAAAUUUGAAUUUGGGACAUUUAGCACAAUGCACUCCUACGCAAAUAAAAAACUAUUCUACAAUAUUAGAGAAAGCAUUCAACAACAAUAUCAAACAGAUACAUCUACUCAAUUAUCCAUCGUUUGCUGAACCCGUUAUAAAUCUAGCAAGAAGACUUUUAAAUCCCAAGAUCGCACAAAGGUUCUUUUUCCAUAAAUCAACUGAUACUAUACAGGACUAUGUUUCAAAAGAUAUCUUGCCUAAGGAUUAUGGUGGCACUGGUCUCACAUUGAGAGAAUAUAAUGAAAUCUGGAGGCAAAAAUUCACAGAUUACAAAGAAAGGUUUGAUAUUCUGAACACACUGCGCGUGAAUGAAGAGCUCAGACCCUCUCCUCUGAUAAAUGACGAAGUUUUAGGAUACUACGGACAUUUCAAGAAAGUUGCUAUAGAUUGAACAUAUAUGAGCUGGGAGAUGGAGCAUAUUCAUUUGGUUUCUUUUUUUUUGUCGUUGGAAAUAAUUUGAACAUUCGAAUUGUUUUUCUGUUGAUGAACUUAAAUAAAAACGUACAUAUCAUGAAUUCUGAAUAG
Messenger RNA from Leptinotarsa decemlineata (Colorado potato beetle), 1209 nucleotides. Its product is annotated as retinol-binding protein pinta. Lineage: Eukaryota; Metazoa; Arthropoda; Insecta; Coleoptera; Chrysomelidae. The record is from RefSeq and is a predicted model, not a curated record. Gene Ontology annotation, cellular component: membrane. Gene Ontology annotation, molecular function: phosphatidylinositol bisphosphate binding.